Molecule: messenger RNA, 1105 nt
Organism: Triticum aestivum (bread wheat)
Lineage: Eukaryota; Viridiplantae; Streptophyta; Magnoliopsida; Poales; Poaceae
Exons: 1
Coding region: 208-690 (160 amino acids)
Source: RefSeq, a predicted model, not a curated record
ACUCGUAGUAAGCAAAACAAAGACCAUAUAUCUGCAAAUCCGAUUAUCUGCUCUCUCUCUCUCUCUCUCUCUCUCUGUGUAUAUAAGCAACCCCCUGAAUCGCGAGCCGCAUCUCUUCUCUUCUCCCGGUCCAUCUCUUGUUCGAAUUAAGCUAGUAGUAUUACCGGUGUGAUUAACAAAGGAGUGGAGGGGCUUAACAAGCGGGGCAUGAGCCGUAUGGGCAGCAACGGCGGUGGCAAGCUGGCGAGCUGGCUGUGGCGCGCGCCGCGGCGGGCUCUGGUCCGGGCGCGCGACCUCUACGUGCGGAGCCUCACCAGCUGCGCGGGCCAAUUCCCAUCCGACGCCUCCUUCGGCUACCCGUCCUUCGCCGCCGCGCCUGCGCCGUGCAGCAGGGCCGCCGGCUACCACAGCUUCUCCGCCUCCCCCUCAUCCUCCUCGCGGUCCUACGGCGGCGACGGCGACCUGCGGGAGCUUAUGCGCGCCGCGUCGGAGAGGCGGGCGGCCCCGGAGCGCCCGCCGGCCGUGCCCAGGAGCCGGAGCGUGGCCAUGGCGAAGAUCGACGAGGACGGGCCGUGCGAGUUUGGUCUCGCCGGCGACGGCGUGGCGUUUGCCAGGAGCCGGAGCUGCGCCGUCUCCGCCGGCCGGGCCAGUGGGCAGAGGGGGAGGGCCGCCCAUGUGCCUGUGUCUUGAUCGAUUGUUGCACUGGGAAGCUUGCCUCGCGUCCAGCCUUCCUCUGUUUUUCCCCUUCGACUUCGAGUGUGCAGAAAUCUGCAAUCGUGCUGUAAAUCUAGUUAAGAAAGCUUUGUAGAGUAUGCCUUGUGCUCUGUUAAUCCUUCUCGCACCAUUCUGUUCUGUCUGGAAAUUAUUCUGGCGCAUUCGCUUGUAGUAAUAUCUUCCGCGCAGCAGUCGCAUGAUAUGCGAUGUCCCCCUUUUCUUCUCUGUCCUUAUCUUCGAUCAUGUUUACUCUCUGCCACGGCCCAUCCGGAUCCUUGCACAGUUGCAUCUAACUCAUCUAAAGGUACUAAUUAAAACUAGUUUUCCUACUACAUUUAUUGUCAAUCUAACCCUGUUAUUCAAACACCUCUUCGAUUGAAAAAAAAUUGAA